Messenger RNA from Pimephales promelas (fathead minnow), 969 nucleotides. RefSeq names its product centromere protein M (gene cenpm). Lineage: Eukaryota; Metazoa; Chordata; Actinopteri; Cypriniformes; Leuciscidae. The record is from RefSeq and is a predicted model, not a curated record.
GUGACGUCAAGCGCGUGAACUUUGAAAAAUGGGCGCGAGCAGGAAGCAGCGAUUCAGGAGCUUUCGCUAUUUUUAUUAAGAUAAACAAACAAGUAAAUUCAUAUUUCAUAUUAACUAAACGCGUAGUCCUCAUCAUGUCGCUCCUGAGACCGUUCAGUAAAGUCCCCGAGCUGAACACCGCUACUGUCCUCUUGGUUGAGAAUGAAGAGGAGCUUCAGACCAAACUAGCCGACGCCAUUGUACAGUAUGAGAAAGAGUUCAACGUCAAUGUUCGGCUGGCCAGAAAACUGCCUCUGCCUGUGGAGAACAAGGACACUCGACCACGCAUCGAUUUAAUAGUUUUCAUAAUCAGUCUACUGUCCGAGCGCAGUCUUCAGUCAGUGGAGAGCUCUCUCGCUCAUCUGCACUCAGACUGUUUCCUGGGGAAGGUGUGUUUCCUGGUCACUGAUGCUCGCUGUGGCUCUCGCACUCAGGAGCGUUUGGUCAGCGUGAGAAAACUGGCUGCUUCACAUCAGUGUCCCGUCCUCUGCGCUGAGCACAGGACUGCAGAUGGUGUGAUCGCAGCAUCCGUGCGGAUCCUCAACAUCCUGAAGGUUUCGGCGGGAAUGUCUCCCAUAGCAACGACUGCCCUCUACCUGUCCUCUCUGACCCGCUGCUCUGCGACCUCUGACCUCGAGGAGGACUGACCUCUGACCAGAUCAGUCCGUUACUCUGUGAACUGCAGUAAGAUUUAGACUGAGGUGUUGCUCUUCCCCAUGUGACCUCUGUCUGCUGUGCUCACUCAUAUUCACUCGCAAACCUCCAAACCAGCAGGGGGAGCCAUUGGGUAGCUAAUGUCUCUCUCCUGAACAAUUAUACCUUUACAAUAUUUAUAAAUAUUUCAGAUUUUAACUAAAUGACUCUCCUGUUUUAAUGUGCUAUCUCAGUUUGAUGUUUUUACAGUUAAAUAAAUAUUUGUCAUAUAUUUAC